AUGAGGCAGUCGCCGCCCAUUCACUGGGUUGUCCAGGCUUGUCUAAUAUGGCUAACCUUGCUAUCGGCGUCUGUUGCGGCGUCGCUGCCUAAUUAUUCGAAUGAUUUGAGUUCGGCGACGGCCGACGGAAGUACCGAUAUCGCUACGAUACAAGCACGUGGCACCAAGCCAUUUAUGUUACGUAUGUUACCACUUGGGGCUUCAAUCACGCAAGGAUAUAAGUCCAAAGAUGGUAAUGGGUAUCGGAAAUGGUUGAGGCAGCAACUGCGCUAUGCAGGCUGGGAGGUUGAUAUGAUCGGAAGCAAGAAAACUGGCACCAUGCAUAACAAUAAUCACGAGGGCCACAUUGGAUUUAGAAUUGAACAAAUCGCAGAAGUUGUCAAAAAGACUCUUCCUCAAAAGCCUAAUUUGAUCCUUAUCAACGCUGGCACCAACGACGGCAUACAGGAUUACAAAGUAGACUCUGCAGGGGAGCGCAUGGACUCCCUUCUAACGGAGCUCUACGCCGCAAUCCCUGGAACGACAAUUAUUCUAUCAACUCUCAUCCCCAACGGGAAGAAGCCCAACUUAGUCGCCGACAUCAGCGAGCAGUAUCGAGAUCUAGCAGCUAAGCGUCGUGCGCAAAAUGAUAGUCUUGUCCUUGCCGAGAUGAGCUAUUUUAUCAAGUCGGAUCAGCUUGUCGAUAAGAUUCACCCAACAGCCGCUGGAUAUGAGGAGAUGGCCUCUGUCUGGUGGGCGGCUAUUCAAGUUGCUGAAAGCGAGGGUUUUCUCAAAGCCCCAGUUUCAACGUCCAUGAACAUGAGUACCAUCAGCAAGGCCCGCGAGAAGGCGCUUGACGAUAGUACCAACGACCCGGAUUUGCCUGCUUAUACUGCUCCAGCUCAGCCCACAAGCACUGGCUUAUCUCCUAGGAACCAACUGCAUCGUCUGUUUUUAGCCAUGCAGGUUCUACUUCUAAGUUAUUUCUUCGGUACGAUGGCAUGA
Messenger RNA from Penicillium soppii, 984 nucleotides. Its product is annotated as putative esterase. Lineage: Eukaryota; Fungi; Ascomycota; Eurotiomycetes; Eurotiales; Aspergillaceae. The transcript has 4 exons. Gene Ontology annotation, molecular function: phosphatidylcholine lysophospholipase A1 activity. The coding region runs from base 1 to 984 and encodes 327 amino acids. The record is from RefSeq and is a predicted model, not a curated record.